Suillus subalutaceus is the source of this 1805-nucleotide messenger RNA. RefSeq names its product WD40-repeat-containing domain protein. Gene Ontology annotation, molecular function: tRNA (guanine(46)-N7)-methyltransferase activity; protein binding. The coding region runs from base 24 to 1676 and encodes 550 amino acids. The record is from RefSeq and is a predicted model, not a curated record. The transcript has 8 exons. NCBI's taxonomy places the organism in Eukaryota, Fungi, Basidiomycota, Agaricomycetes, Boletales, Suillaceae. Gene Ontology annotation, biological process: RNA (guanine-N7)-methylation. Gene Ontology annotation, cellular component: tRNA methyltransferase complex; nucleus; cytosol.
GUUUAAGAAAUUGUUCAAGUUGCAUGUCGGGCCGUCGGUACUCGGAUGCUCCUACACCAGAUAAUCUUCGAGGUUCAACAUUUGACAUGUCUCGAUACCCUUACACCCGUUUAUUUUGGCAGUCAAAGCAAUCCAUCGUCAUCGCAGGACCUCACAUACAAGUCCUUGACACUGACACGGGUGAUGUCCUACAUUCAACCGCGAAAUGUGAGGAAGAUCGAAUCACAUCGGGACCCAUCCGUUGUGCCGCGUUGAGUGAUUGCGGAAAGUUCCUCGCAACUUCAGGAGAUGAUAAGAAGCUCAAGACCUGGCAAGUUGAUGACCUAAAACUCCUCAGUUCAAGAGUGCUGCCGAAGAAGCCAACAUAUAUUAAUUUUGCGGAUAACAAAGACAUACUCGUUGCAGACAAGUUCGGUGACAUAUUCCGUUAUCAGCUGCAUCCAAGCUCAAACGAAUCAUCAAGUGGGUAUACGCGUGACGCUCUUUCAUCUCAUGAAAAUCCCUCUGGCGGAGAACUCAUCCUUGGUCACGCUUCCCUCCUGACUACAUUUUUGAUGACCGCCGACAGGCAGUACAUCGUGACUGCCGAUAGGGACGAACAUAUUAGAGUCAGCUGGUACCCCCAGGGAUACACGAUCGAGAGCUACUGCCUCGGUCAUCAAAAAUAUGUUUCUGCAAUUCAUAUUCCUUCGUUUUCUCCAGGGACGCUCAUCUCUGGUGGUGGAGAUUCCGUGUUAAAACUAUGGGAUUGGAUGAACGGGAAACUACUACGUGACAUCGAUGUCUUUUCUGCCGUUCAACCCUUCAUCGCGGUAAGGGCGCCUAAAAAGACAAGGGAAUGGAAGGAUGAAGACGAUGAUAUAGAGCCAACUGAAGGAAAAGGAGGACGAAGAAAGAAUAAAGGGAGACGCAAAAAGAAACGAAGUGCUGACGACGGCGACGUAGACGAAAGCCAAGAUUCUGCAGUGCCUGAGAGACGACCUGGAGAAGCGUCGACAGAGGAUAGCGAGGUUGUGUUUGUGGUGCACAGGGUGGCAUCUAUCCCCUCGCUAGCGCCAAGAAUCGUGUUCAGUGUGGUCGGGGCUACUGCUAUCUUCUGGUUUUCAAUGGACGACAACUGCGAGACUUGUAUACGGCACGAACCAUUCUAUAAACCUAUCAUUGACUUCACCCUGGAAGACGAUGGGUCUGUUUGGGUUUUACUUGAUACUGAUCGAUCUUCACAAGGAGGCCGGAGCCGCAAGGGCGAAGGCGGUGACUCGAAUUUGGUUGAAGUACGACGAUGGACACCAGACAAUUUCACGGCAAGCCAUCCUCCGCCAUUAGCUUUGGCGCUCAACUCUUGUACUCUGCCCGCCACUCAAGCUGAUCUCAAAGUUCUGGACUUGUACUCUGAUCUCUUGGCGCUUCCCAAGCAUUUCGAAGCUGAGGCUGAGGACAGGACCCAGGACUUGCCUGAGAUGGGUAUCGAUGAUGCGGCAACCCCAGAUGGUGGAUCAAAUGACGGGGGCAUUACCAAGAGAGAAUUAGGGAGGUUAAAGCAUAAGCAAGCCCUGCAGCGUUUGCAGGAGGUAGGUCGGGGAGCAAGUCUGGAUUUCGAGUUAUUGCCAACGGACAGCAAGAGAGUGAAGAGUGGAGGAGGAGACACCCUUGCACUAGGCAUAGAUGGAACAUAAACUUGAACUCUGCUAUGAGUUCGUAUUUCCACCCUAUAAGCAACCCAUUCGAAAAGCACAACAGCAAACUUAGUGUACAAAUAUCUUGGUAAACACGAAAAUUUGUCUAAUCAAGAAUGAUUUAACCUU